Molecule: messenger RNA, 5568 nt
Organism: Stylonychia lemnae
Lineage: Eukaryota; Ciliophora; Spirotrichea; Sporadotrichida; Oxytrichidae
Source: the annotation of a GenBank genome assembly
AUGCAGAGUAGGGCGAACGCUGCUCGAAACAGUGAGUUGCAAAAUAUAGAUUAUAACUUUUAGGAGAAUGUUAAAGAAUUCAAUUAAUUAAAAGAAAUUUUGAGAUAAUACAAUCCCAACAAAUAGAUUGCAAGAGCAAAUACAAUAAAGCGUAGGAAAAACAAGAAGAAACUUAUGGAUAAAGUUAAAACCUCUAUGAUGAGUAAGUUAAACAUAAACCACAUAGCUUAACUCAGAAAGGGGAAAAUGGCUCAAAGUUAGCAUGAAAAAAUUCAGUCAAGUACGACUGAUAUUAUCGGUGGUAGUGGUGGUUUGUCCACUUCUCAGGUUCUUAGCAGAUCAAAGAAAUUUAAAAACUCCUAUCCUGUUGACAAAUAACUAACAAUCAAUCAAUUGAAAAUAACUGAUUAGGAACGCAAAAAUUCAGAUGUGACAAGUGUAUAGAAUUCUGCUGAUCCAGAAAAAGUAAAAUCUAGUGAUGAAAAUGAAAGCAUCGCAUCAAGAAGACCAAAGCAUCACUCAACUGAUUAGAGCAUUAAUAAUCCUGUCAUAUUUAAAGAAAUGAAGAGCGCUGUUGACAAAGCGAAAUUUGAAUAAAAGUAAAGCUAAAUAAUUGAAGAUGAAGAGGAGUAUCUCUACUUUAUGUAUAACUCUGACAGUGAGCUUAACUUCGAAGAAUAUAAAUCUAAUCUCUUUCAGCUAUUUGGAUUGAGUAAAGCAUCAACUGUUAAACGAUUGAAAACUAGUAACCUUGAUGGAAAUGGGUCCGUUUUGUAAGGUCAUACAAAUCGAGAAAAUACAGAGCAUGAUCCAGCCAAUAUGAGCACCAAUUCAAAUAAUAGACAGUUAAGUUAAAUUUCAAAACCAUAUGAGUAACUUGUAAACCCAGCGAGCUUCUAAUCUUUAAAUCAGCUACUAAUAAAAAAUCCAAACAUAACUUUUAAACUGGAAACAAACAGAUCUUAAUCAUAAAGUCCUAAUCAUGUAGCUCAUAAGAGUACUUUUGAGUCUUAGAAAAGUACUGAGCAAAAGACUUCAAGUUUUGGAAGGUAUUUAACAGUGGACACAAAAUUCUUGGGAUUAAGCAAAAGUAAGUCACCCUCUAAGGAUUCUCCUGGUGAUCCUAGUUACUCAAGCCUAGUUGGAAAAAGACCUUUUGAUAAAGAACCUCAUUCAGCUAGUAAAGUAGUUGUCAUUAGACCCCUUUCUAGCAGUAACCAGAGAUAGGAAACAAUGCAGCCUAUGUAAAGUUAAUCAAUGUUGGAUGAGUUGCAAGACAGAUUUUAAAUAUAAAAAAAUUAGAAUAUUGCCACUAUCGAGGAGGAGUAUUCAGAUAACUCCUCUCCAGCUUUGAAUAAAAACAGAUUUAAUUUUAAGAACAGCUAAAAAAUUCAUCAUCAUCGCUAAGAAUCUAAUCAAUAAACAUCAGUAGACAAUAGCUAGAAUGAUUCAAGAGCGUCAGCCAGACUAUGUUCAGACAAAGAUGAUGAUAAGGAAAUAGAUGAAAAACCAAAGUAAGAAGAAGUGCAAUUUAGAAAGUAUACGAGUUUCCUCACACUUAAUAAAUACAAUAAGAUUUACACUCAGGAAUUCAAAGAGGAGGACAUCGAAAUUAUGAACAUAAAUUCGAUUCUCACAAGUUAAAAUAAUAAACUUCAGAGGAUUGCUAAGUUCUAGUUAAUUCUUGUGAUUUUCGGGUUCUUUUUAUUCAUUCUAGACUCAGAGAUCUAUUAUAGCAAUGUGACUGAAUAUGAAUUCGUGCUUCUAUCAGAAGAUAAAUUGAAUCAUCUGAUCAGCAUCUACCUGAUAUAGCCUAGAACUCAUAAACAUUUGAUUUUUAUUCAGUCGUUUAUUGGAGUGCUUAUGUAAUUCAAAUUCUUUACCUUGAUAAGAUUCAUGGCUUAUAAGUCACCCUUGAAUUCCUCCAAAGGUAGAUUUAUCACGGCACUAAGAGGGAUAGAUUAUUCAACAGCCUUUCUAAUAAAAGUAUGGUUGACAAUGAACCCUGUAAAAGGUCUUGUGUUUGGAAUCAUUUUUUUUCUGUUCAUAAAUUCCUUUGUUUUAUAUUUAAACGAGAGAUCUGCAAGCAUUGAUUAUAUCCCUUGCUACGAGGAAGAUCAUCUUUAUGCAGUUUCAUAAUAUAGAGAUUCAGUAUGGCUAACCGUAGUUACAUUUUUAACAGUUGGAUACGGUGAUUUCUAUCCUACUACUAAUCUUGGAAGAUAUAUGAUGAUAUUCACAGCUAUCGGAGGACAAUUAUCAAGUGCUAUCGUAAUCGGAUUAAUUCAUGGAUAACUUAUGCUAACAAGUGAAGAAUCAGGAAAAGGAAAAAUUAAAAAGAUACAUAAGUGCAUCACUGAUCUAUUAUAUGCUUAAAAUGGCUGGCUAUAGAAAUAAAUAACUGUAAACUUGACUUUAGAAUUUAAAGCUGAACUCUAUAUUAGGUAAAAAGGAAACAUUCAUUGGCACAAGGCAAGACAGGUACAGAACAUAAAAUUUGAAAUAUAUGUAAAUGUGAUGAAAUUCAAGAAAAUUAAACUGGAGUUAGCCAAUUACUACUCAACAAGAGGUGAUGAUAGCAAUGUCAGUAUAAUAAAAAGCACAGAAACUUAACUAGCAUUGCUAGCUUCUGAAGUGAUUAAAAUAUUUGGGCUGAUGAAAGAUUCGAAACUCGAGAGGAAGAAAAACAUUAAUGAAUCUUAUUUCAGAGGAAGAUCAAUCCUCAACAAGAUUAUUGAGUAAGAAUCAUUGUUAAAACAAAAUGCAAAAAUGAUGCCAGCAAGAGUUUUCAGUGAAAACAGUCUCGCUGUUAUUGAUUCUCCUACUCAUAACUAAGUAACCAAGACCAAGAGUCCUUUAGAACUAACUACUUUUGCUACAGGUAAAAUUAAGCAAAGUAAAACCAUGCACUAAGGACCUUCUCUUUAGAAAGACUUUUCUAGCAAAGUAUGGAACUAAAAAAUGGAUGUUAGUAUUGUAGAAGAAUUGGAAUCUUCAAGUUCAUAUGAUAGGUAAAAGAGCCCCAGAAAACUUUAAUCGCUUGUCUCUACUACUAACUUCUAAGGCUCUUUUAUGGAUACUGGCGGACUUCUUAAUUAACUCGAAGAGAGGAAAAAGUAAGAAAAGCUUCAGCAUUAAUUGACUAUUUUAACGAAUUCCAAUGCUGCAAAUUAUACAAAUGCGUCAAAGAAGAAAAGUUAUAAUCCGAAAACUCUAUGGAAAAAUAUUACAAGCACUGAGUCACUUAGGAUACUUAGUUCAGAGGAGAUAGAUAAUUUAUCAUCAAGUAAAAAACAUGUAAGUCAUUAAUAUCCUAGGAAUGAGAAUUUUUUCAACUUUACUAACCAACUUAUGGUUCAUAAUACUUCCCCUAUGAUGGGCAGUAUCAGUGCUAGUCCUAUAUCAAACACAUAAAAAAGAACUUUAGAUGAAGACUUCAAAGAAGAAUAAGUGAACACUAGUCCAAAGAAACUUGAGGGAAAUGAAUUAAAACUUACAGAUAACUCUCUGGAGAACGAUAAAGAAGAUGCCAUGUUAAGAGAGAAAAUAAUGUUAAAAAACUCUAAGUAAAAGAAGUCGUUGAAUAUAGAAGAUAAUGGUGACAGAUAUGGAAACGUUUAAUCGAAGAUAGGAGUUAAAAAGGAUCAAAAGUUAAGAUAUGAAUAUAUAUGGAUCUCCAAGAAGGAAGCAAAGUACACUAAGAGGACCAACAAAUUUUAAGACUAGUGCUACUAAAAAGAGUUCAUCGCAUUUGCAUAAAAGUAAUACCUAGAUUACACUAACAAGAGCAAUAAACUGAAAUAGCAAAAGACAUAACUACAUCCUAAUCUUGUAAGUAUUAUUGAAGAGGAAGAAACUUUUACUGAAGAUGAUGAGGAAGAACUUCAAAUAAAUGAUGAAUUAGAGGAUUCUGAAGAAGAUGAUGAUGAUAGAAUGGAUGAAAUUUAAGAGGAAAAUUCAUACUAUGAAGGAGAAGAGUCUGAUGAACAAGAACAAGAAUCGAUUUCAAAUGACAGUGAAAAAUCUAGCAGAAAGGUGUAACCUAAAAUUUCUGACGAAAAAAUUAAGAUUAGCAUAAAUGGAUAAAGUAUCAGUGAAAAUUAUGUUUACAAGCCUAAAUUGCAGAAUGACAGCCAAAGAAAACGAUCUUCAACAUUGAAUCCAAGUCUAUCAGAUGUUAAUAAACUUAAUCCAUAGCCUGAUACAGAAAUGAGGAAAACUCCAAGCUCAAUUUCUUCAAUGAAGAGCUCACUAAGCUAAGUUUUUAAUGAAUAUCAGUAAAAACAAGAUUUAACUCAAAGCCUACACAUUCUAAAUAAAAUAUAUGAAAAUUAUAACAUCAAUUCAAAGUUAAAAAAUCUUAAAGAUUUAAAUUUGAAUAAGAAAAACUACUCUAUCGAAGAACUAGUCUCUGAUGACUUAUUUAUUCCUGAUAAAUAAAAUUAUGAAGAUGCCUCUAAACAUUCAAUAUCAAACAGUGGGAAAAAUAAGAACAGAAAAACUCUGAUACCAUCUGAUAGUUUCUAUGUAUCAGAGGACUAAUACACCAAUAGCUAAAAGAGCUCUAAAUCCCCUAAGAAAUCUCAAGUAUAACAUAAGCAACCUGAUAAUAAAGCAUCCUUUUCAUAACAUUUAACAGUACAACUCAAUAAUGAUUAAAGAACCAAAGUGAAUGGGUCCAAAAUGAUAAAUUAAAAUCAAUAAAAGAGCUAGAUUAAUCUUUAGCCAGUUCAAAGCGAAAAAGAGAUAUAAUAGAGCUAAAUAAGUCCUUUUCUACCUUAUAAAAAGAAAAAUAAUGAACAAGAAACAUAAUUAUAGUUGUAGAAAUCUAGUAAAAGCAAUAAUGAAACUAUAAGCAAUAAUAGAUUUUCAGAGAUGUAAAUAAGGCAAUUGUAAACUCUUAAAUUAGAUAAGCAUCAAUCUAAUAAUUAUUAGCCUCAAAUUGACUUACUUGAAAUAAUUGAAAAGCACUCCAGUGUUUCACCUACAUUAAGUCUAAAUUAAAAAUAAUCUAUUCUAAGUUUUCAAGAUCAGAUCAAUCAAAUGCUAUAAUAUAACAAUUUCAAUUUAAUUGGAGGAAGUCAAAGCAAUAUUCCGAUUAAAGAUGGCAGUAGUCAAUCAAAUAUCUCUCCGAAGGAUUCAAGUUUAUCAGAGAAAUUAAGAUAUCUUUAAUCUCCUCAUAAAAUGAGUAAAAAAUUUGAUGCAUAAAAAGAGAUAUUGAGGGAGGAAUUAAAGCAAGAGUAAUCUAGAUUUGAUAGUUUAGUUGAUAGAUUUGAUUCAACAUCAAAGCUGGUUAGUCAAACAUUAUAGGAGGCUAAACUAAAAAUUCAGAAACUAAAGAAUUCUUAAUAGGUACCAACUCUACAAGUUAAUAUACAACAGCUAAAAGUAAGUUAGUAGUCAUAGAAUACUCAAAACACAAUUCAAAUGUACAACAUGAUGGAAAAUGUAUAGAUUCACAAUACGAAUCAUACUCAUAUCUACUCUUAAUAACCGCACUAAUCUUAAGCUAACUCAUAGCAAUAGUAGCCAUAGUUUACAUAUUAAUCUAACUCGUAAUAACAGUGA